Molecule: messenger RNA, 574 nt
Organism: Cryptococcus deneoformans JEC21
Lineage: Eukaryota; Fungi; Basidiomycota; Tremellomycetes; Tremellales; Cryptococcaceae
Product: vesicle-mediated transport-related protein, putative
Exons: 6
Coding region: 50-481 (143 amino acids)
Biological process (GO): protein transport; clathrin-dependent endocytosis
Cellular component (GO): intracellular membrane-bounded organelle; AP-2 adaptor complex
Molecular function (GO): clathrin-cargo adaptor activity
Source: RefSeq, a predicted model, not a curated record
UCGGUUAUUGUUGCUGGAUGUAUCUUUGGAUUCCACUCGUCAUUCCGCCAUGAUCAAGUUUAUCCUCGUACAAAAUAGACAAGGCAAGACACGGCUCUCAAAAUGGUAUGCCCCGUACGACGACGACGAAAAGGUCAGGUUACGGGGCGAAGUACACCGACUCAUAGCGCCUAGAGACCAAAAGUACCAAUCCAACUUUGUCGAGUUCCGGGACGACAAGGUCAUCUACCGACGAUACGCCGGUCUCUUCUUCUGUGUCUGCGUGGACUCCAACGACAAUGAGCUCGCGUACCUCGAGGCGAUCCAUCUCUUUGUAGAGGUUCUCGACGCCUUUUUCCAAAACGUCUGUGAACUGGACCUGGUAUUCUCGUUUUACAAGGUGUAUGCGAUCCUGGACGAAGUGUUCUUGGCCGGGGAGAUUGAAGAGACGAGCAAGCAAGUGGUGCUGGACCGGCUGGAUUACCUGGAGAAGCUGGAUUAAUAUGGUAUUUAUAUGUAGUGUAACUGUAGAAUAUGUGAUUGUAUACCCAUCCGGCCGCCAUGCGUGUAUGUAGUGUAGACGGAGAGACAGGCG